AUGCUGCAAACGGCCAACGCCUCUGUGUCAUGGAUCCAUCAACCUCAUUCUGCUGUAACUAUGUGCAUUCUAUUUGACAGUGGCAGCCAGCUGAGCUACAUUUCUGAAUGAGCAAAAGAAAAAAUUAGGGUCUGUCCCUGAAGAGAGAGGAGAAGCUACUCAUCAAAAUGUUUGGACAAGAAAACGAAGACUUAAGAGAGUGUGGCAUUGUCAAAUUCUGUGA
Molecule: messenger RNA, 223 nt
Organism: Pocillopora meandrina
Lineage: Eukaryota; Metazoa; Cnidaria; Anthozoa; Scleractinia; Pocilloporidae
Source: the annotation of a GenBank genome assembly